GAAUAGCUAAUACGAAUAGCAAAUUAAGUGGCGGCAUUAAGCGUAGGUUUGGAACGCAGCCCAGAGACUGUGUUUGUGUGAUUGUGUGUUGUACGUUCGUGCCUGCUUGUGGUCAUGUUUUGAUUUAGUUUAGAAAAGUGGGCGAAGCAUUAUUAAUCUCUUGGGAUAUUAUUGUGAUAGUGAUGUUAUUUAAUAUUUCACAUAAUAAAAAUGCAUUUUUCCAUUCCUGAUCUGCAACAAUUUCACGAUGAUAAUGGAGUAUCAUACACGGUAAUGUUUUGAAAUCUUCUACUGAAAUAUUUCCUGAUUACCCUAUGAUUAAUAAUGUUUUUACGUUCACUAGGGCUACAAUAUAUACAUUGAUGGAUUUUUCCACUGUACAGCGCGAUACAAACAACUUCUUAGCCUUCAUGAACAGCUGCAAGCUCAAAAUCCUAAUUUCAAAUUACCACAGUUUCCACCAAAAAAAUUGUUCCUUACAAGUACCCAACUCGAAGAACGAAGAAUCCUAUUAGAAAAGUACAUACAAUUAGUUGGUCAAAAUCCCAUUUUAGCAAAUUCUGAUCUUCUUAUUACAUUCCUAUUUUCUGCACAACAAGAAACACACAGUGUACGAAUGCAUGAAGUGGACAUAGAAAUAUCUCUAAUGAAUGGAUACAGAAUACCUUUGUCAGUGUCAUCAACAGAUACUUCAAGUACUAUACUAGAUAUUGCAUGUAAUUAUAUAAAUUUGCCAAAAGAAUUGAUAAAAUAUUUUUCACUGUACUUAUUCAAUUGGAGCUGUGCAAAAGAUGCUCAGCCAUCCAUAAAGAAAUUGGAAGACUAUGAAUCUCCAUAUAUAUCUCAAAAAUAUGUCAGGCCAGAUGAUAAAAUUGUAUUGCGAAAAAGUUACUGGGACCCCUGUUAUGAUGUUGAUUUAAUGAUAGACAGGGUCUCUCUAGACCUUUUAUAUCUUCAAGUAAUUGAGGAAUUAGACUUAGGAUGGAUUACUGCAGAUGCUCAAACUAAAAGUAUUUUAUCUGCAUAUGAAUUGAAAAAACAGAAAAGAGAAUAUAUAGAGUUGGCAAGAUCUCUAAGGCACUAUGGCAGGAUACCAGCUGGAGAAGCAAUCACAGAUUCCUCUGUCAUUUCUGAGAGUGGCAGUGACCAAUGCAGAGUUCUGGUGUCACUUGGAGCCAAAGAGCUGACAUUGAGCAGUGCUACAUAUCGUUCCAAAGAACAACGGUUCAAGGUCACCAGAAUGAGGUGCUGGAGAAUAACAACACUGCAUGCGAUGGAGAGAGCAUCAACCAACGGGCAUGGGCCGCUACUCGAGGAACCGAACAAAAACUUUGAAUUAUCAUUUGAAUAUCUCGUCAGCAAAGAUAAUUUGAAAUGGAUAACCUUGAAGACGGAACAUGCAACCUUCAUUAGCGUUUGCUUGCAGUCGAUAGUUGACGAGUUGAUGCGACAAAAGAACGGCACGGGCCCCACGUCACCGCGGUACUGCAAGCGCGGCAGCCUCACGUACCUGCGCCGCGACGGCUCCAGCCACCUCGUGACGCCAUCCUCCUCCAGCGACACGCUCAGCUCCGCGAAUGGGGAUUCGUGUACGUCAGGUAGUUCAAGAGAAAUAUUUUCGGUGCAGAAACUAGCAGAAAAGUUUGCGUCAGUCGCUUUCAAGUCGGGGAGAGACUGCGUUGAGAACAACGCUUUCGAUGCCAUUGGCGACGAGGAACUAUGAACAGUCACGAGGAGAAGUGUUCAUUCAAAGUUUGGAUUCUCUAUACACUGACAGGCAGUAAAUAUUACGGAUUGAGCUAAAUUACUAAUGAAAAGAAAGUAUCUAUGAAGCAAGAGUAAGUUAUUUUUGAAAUUGUUCUGUUGACUAGAGGAUAAAUCUUCUGCGGUAUGUUGUAAUUGGAUAUAGUUUGAUCAAUGUGGAUUUUUUUUUCGAGAGUUAUUUGGUUUUUCAUGUGGUCAUUCAAUAUUGACUCAGAUUUGUACAUCAUAUUGAUACUAAUAAUUGAUCAUUUAAAUUUUCGUGUUUAUAAAGAUUCUAUAAUGAGAGUUUUGAUAUACACAACUAAUUGGAUUCUUAUUGAUUUACCUAAUCCAAUUUAACGGCUUCACUAUUUUUAAAGCUCAUUAUGUAAUAUUAACUGUACGUACGCUAACUUUAUGGUAGAUUUUAUUCCUAAUGUCGUAACGAUGACGUGGGGCUGUGCCUUCGAUUUAUCUGAAUGACUCAACCAUGAUAAAAUCACUAGUUGGUGGGAAUCCUUAUCGAAUCAAUUAAUCUGAAAUAAGCGUGAACUCCUUUAUAUUUAUUUCAAUGAAGGAAUUCGAAAUUCCAAUGGUCCAGGAAUUUAUCACAUGAGCUGUUUUUUUUACUGAGUGGAGCGAAAUCAUUUGUACCCAUGAUUGCAAAACUUACUGAAUAUAGGUACAUAUUAAAGUCAAUUUAUGGAUGUAGUUUUGUGGAAAGAUAUCUUAAUAUGUUUUUUAAUACGCAAUAAUAAAUACGCAAAUAUUCGAUUCCUUCCAGUCAAACAUAUCUUAAUUCAUUCGUGGCACAAUAAUGUUUUUUCGACGUGAAACGCAUAUAGUCUUAUGUCCGACUUAUCAACUUAUAAGGAGAGUUAAAUUAAAUUUCAGUUUUAGGUUGAUUUAAAGAAGAACCUAAGUUAUCAAAUCGCUUCUAAAUGUCUUAAAAUAAAAAAAAAUGAAGGGCUAAGGGGGAAAACAGGUUUAGACCAUUUUUUCCUAAAUUUAUUUUUUGGAAUCCAUGGUCACAAAAAUACUUAUUUCAUCCUAUGGCUAUCACAAAAAAAGCGGCCAAGUACGAGUCGGACUCGCCCAUGAAGGCUUCCGUAGCAGCAAGUAACAUAAUAUAAAAGUUCUUGUAAUUCGUUGUAACUUUGAUCGCUGUUUUAAUAAUAGUGUUUUUUUUAAUUGAUUUGUAAUUUAUGACGUUUUGAAAAAAACUACUUACUAGAUCUCGUUCAAACCAAUUUUCGGUGGGAGUUUGCAUAGUAAUAUACAUCAUAUAUUAUUUUUAGUUUUAUCAGUCUCUUAUUUUAGAAGUUACAGGGGGCACACAUUUUACCACUUUGGAAGUGUCUCUCGCGCAAACUAUUCAGUUUAGAAAAAAAAAAUAUGAGAAACCUCAUUAUCAUUUUUGAAGACCUAUCCAUAGAUACCCCACACGUAUGGGUUUGAUGAAAAAAACAUUUUUGAGUUACAAUUUUAAGUAUGGGGAACCCCCAAAAUUCCUUCUUCUUUUUCUAUUUUUGUGUGAAAAUCUUAAUGCGGUUCACAGAAUACUACAUCAUCAUCUACUUACCAAGUUUCAACAGUGUAGUUGUUAUAGUUUCGGAAAAAAGUGGCUGUGACAUACGGACGGACAGACGGACGGCCAUGACGAAUUUAUAAGGAUUCCGUUUUUUGUCAUUUGGCUACGGAACCCUAAAUAGGGUAAAAGUCGUUGUUCUUAUUUUUUAUCUACUUCUUUCCUAGACUGUUACGAGUAGGGUGUUUUAAUGAAAUAGCAUUUAGUUUUAAUGAUUGUGCAAUUUUUAUUCAGAAAAUUAUUACUAUUAAAGUUACUUUUAAAACCAACUGCUUGUAUAUGAGUAGAUUUUCUGAGUCAAUCAUAAAAUGAUGUCGCACCUUUAAUUGCGUGUACUGUAAAAUUUUAUUAAUGUAACUUAGCCUGAUUUCCCCUUAGCCCUUCAAAUAUAAAUUUAUCAGCCUUGACAAGUAUUUCAAUUACAAUAUUAAUCAUCCGUUUCUGGAAAAUCUGAAUCAUUGUUUGAAUGAAUAAGUUUUUUGCAUUUUGUAAGAAUGCAUGCAAUGAGGAUCCGAAACAAUUUAAGUUGAGAAUGCAGAUUAAUAGAGCUAAGGAUCCCAUAAAAUACAGUGGUUAAAUUUUUGUUCUACGACAUAUAUUGACGAAGUUAUGACCAAAAUACUAAACGAAUUUUUGGGCAGUCUGCGUAGUGACUGUGACGUCACAGAGCUUUAGCGCUCGGGCGCGAGCGUGCGUAGAAGUGCUACUAAAGUUCGACCGGAGUGAACCACGAUCGAGCUUUGUGACGUCACACGUUUCGGCCCGCUGGUGAAUAGGGGUGAUGACGGGGUACAGUAAACGAAAUUCUAUUUAGUCCGUCAGUUAGAUGAUCAAAAAAUAAUGGACACGUAUUUUUUCUUUGGGCAAUCAACCAAAUAUGACAAAGUUAUAGCGCGUCAAAGUUUGGGAGUAAGUGUACUCAAACGUGACGUCAUGCGACUUUUCAAAUCAAUAUAUCUCUGCAAUGUUUAUAUUACGUGAAAAAAGAAAAAUACGUGUCCAAUACUUUUUGAUAAUCUACCUGAUAAACGAAGAAAAAAAAUUAGUCAUCAUCCCGAUUCUGGCUACCAUAAAAUUAGUUAUAAAAUCGCAACGAAUGAACCAAUUUCGAUGAUUUACAAAGUAUUUAUUAAAAAGCUUAUUGGAGCAUUAUAAUGUUGAUUUUGAGUUGAUUUGCUGACCUGGUAAUGAUCAUAAUUCCUCCGGUAUCCAUUGCAGCAAUGUCAUUAAAUCAUUGUUUUUUGCUGUCGGAGAGUUUUUCAUUUAAUCUUAAUUUUGGUAAAUUUUCUGAGAGCGCAGUCUUUUUGGAUGCAUUUCGAAUAAGAGUUAUUUCGGAUAAUCCUCCGUGCAAGUGUUUUUGUAAUACAAGAUUCCCGACUGCUCUUGUCUCAUCUUUGCAACAAAACACAUUCUGAUAUUUCAAAAUCUUUUCCCCUUAUUUUUCUUGCAAGAAAAGGCAUUUUUUUUGUAUAAUGCAGUGAUUUCUUUGAAAUGGUGCGAUUGCAUUUAAAAGGCGGCAAUUUUUCUUAUUCCUCCACAAGUUCAAAAGAAUUGGGACCAGUCUGGUGGUACAGUAAUCUGCAUUGUUAUAAUUUCCUUUUCUUUUGCUCUAUAUGGGAGUAUCAAAAUACAUCCAUAUUGGUAUGACCCUUGAGCAUGAAUCGUGCUAUAAUUAAUCUGGCUGGUCGUUUUACCAUCCUGACAGAUCUGGUCAUUCGUUCAUUGUCAGUAAUCAAGUCAGUCAUAUUGUCAAUGUCAUCCGGUUCGGAUACUUCAAAAGAAAGGAGUGUCUGAACCGUACGAACCUUGACUCAAGACAUACUUCAUAAUAAUAGGAAUGUUUAAGUCCUUGUCCUAAAAAGUUGUGUCUGGUCUUUUUCCUUGAAUAAUGGCUUUUCGUAACUGGUUGGUGUGCUCAAUAACUGAUUGAAUUAUUACUGGUAGUGAUUUAUAAGCAGAGAUAUGCUUUCCUCUGGUCAGGGGCAAUUAUCCCACUGUGAAGCUGUUUUUCUAUACAAAGUGUGUUAAGUAACUUUCUUGCAUACUUUUUGGCUUUCUGAUUGAUUCGAUAAGUCUGUACUUAUGUAGAUUUUCUUCUGUCAGUAUCUAUAUUCCCAUGGGUCUCAUUAAAUGUUUCUCUUCUUUUGUGACAUUAUUAGCUUAUAAACUGUUAAUGCUGAUUCCAAAUAAAGCAUCAAACGUUUCUGUUCUUUUGUGACAUUAUUGGCUAUAAACUGCUAACGCUGAUCCCAAAUAAAACAUGUUUUGCAAAAUUCCUUUGAAAAUUUGUUUUCCCAAAUUCUUUGAAAUGUCUACAUGCACACGGAGGCUUUAGCUGUUGACAUUAACAACUGGUUUAUUUUUGGUCAUAGUUGAACAAUUUUUUUUGUGUGUGACGCUUGGCCGUCCAGUAGUACCAAGACUGAGUUUUUUGGUGGGUUUUACGGUUUCUACAAACAUUUUGAACCAGACAAAGAAAAUUUGCGAAGUUAUCCACUCAUUAUCCCUACAGGUCCCCUAAAAUCCCUGUGGUGCAUCAUUUAGCAACUCAUUCUUCAUUCGUAUUCGAGCGUAGACCAGCAUUGGUGGUAUAUAAGUUCCGGCGGCAUUAAAACAGAUUUCAGCCGUAACUAAUUGCCCUCUUUCUGCAGAUGACAAGCAGCCAACUUGCUUGCUUGCGGCACAGUACUAACGCCGGUUUCAUAGACGUUAUAAAUUCUAUCAGGUGUAAGGUCAUGCUUAUCUACUUCAUUUUCUAACAAUGUGAAAAACUCAUUUACUACCACUUUGUUAAAAGCCAUAGUCCUCGAAGCAGAAGUUGGCUUUGGUCGUCUAAAUGAAAGUCCAGGAUGCCUUUUUAGGAAUCCUCUGAGCCAGUGUUCUCCAUUCAUUGCAGUCUCUGCGCUGAAUGGGUUCUGAAUAUGGCUUCUAUCAGUUAACUGGAAAGCUAAAAUCCGAAGCUCUUUGCUAGUUAUUCCGAAAAGGCGCGCUUCCAUUGAUUUAAUGUGCUGAGAUAAUUCUUCUUCCUGUUCUUUAUUAAAAACUGUUUUAUAACGCCCAAAUUUCUUUCUCCCAUAGUCAUUAUCUGAAUCGGUGUCAGCAUCUUGACGUUCCACGAACGAUUUAGGCACUUUAUGUGUAGCUGAUGCUCUAAAAAAUCCCAUUGUCUCAGAAAGCAUAGCUCUAAACGCUCUUCUCAUAUCGUCUUCUUCCCAUGUUUCCUCUAUCUGCUUUUCGUUCAUAAUUUUGUACCAUUUUCUUUGUAGUUAACAAACAAAAAACAAACUUUUUGUUAUAUAGUAGUACAAAUCAAUAUGGUGCAAAACGGGAUACUAUGCCAUUUUGCCUCGACCUUUUUGCCCCAUCAGACACAUUUUACAAAAAUAAUAACAGUUCUAACCUGCUAAAUUAUUCUACGAAAAAGCAAUCUAAAUUCGUUAGUUUUACACUACUGCAACAAGUAUGUUGUAAAUAAAUACAAUAGCACUGAUUCCUACCUUGGUGCACAUCGAUUAAAACAGAAAACUUCGUAAAAACCCCCCAAAAAACUUUUUUAUCGCCGCCCAGCCAAAACACGCAGUGACACAUACGUACCCUCCGGACUCGUGCGACGCGACUGAACAUCGCGCGAAUGGCUCUGUGUUAAGCUCUGUUGUGUUCAGCAGUCACACACACAAGCACACUUCCCGUCUUGCCCCGGUCUAGAAGAAGGCAUAGGGGGUUCUUAAGAAUGUGUAGUAGUUCAAAGUACUUAUUAUUUCAGAAGAAACUUUUGCUCUAGCACUUUUUGUAUUAUGCUUUGAUUAUUUUAGAAAUUGUCUGUUUGUUUUUUUUUAGGAAACAAUCUACAUAAUCAGUACCGGGCAUAUUAUUUUUUAAUUUCCUCACCUCCACAUUUCCAUUCUAUCUCUAACCUUCUUUAAUUAAUAGCCGAAGAACGUAUGUAUCAAGGGGAUAUCGCAACUCUGAACAAGUAUUGAUAUGCCUCUUAACAAGGGCGUCGCCAGCCGAUGGCGCG
This is a messenger RNA of Chilo suppressalis (striped riceborer), 7349 nucleotides long. The record is from the annotation of a GenBank genome assembly. NCBI's taxonomy places the organism in Eukaryota, Metazoa, Arthropoda, Insecta, Lepidoptera, Crambidae.